UCGGGAAAACUUCUGGGCAAGAUGGCCCGGCGCUGACUGGCUGGGCGCGCUCGGUCCUCAGCAGCAGCAGCAGCAGCAGCGCCGAGGCCCAUGGCGGUGGCCGAGCUCUACGCGCAGUACAACAGGGUCUGGAUUCCUGAUCCUGAGGAAGUCUGGAAGUCGGCUGAGAUCGCAAAGGACUACAGAGUGGGUGGCCGAGUCCUCCGGCUCCUGCUAGAGGAUGGAACGGAGCUGGAUUACCCUGUUGACCCAGGCUCACUGCCUCCGCUUCGGAACCCAGACAUCCUGGUGGGUGAGAAUGACCUCACGGCCCUUAGCUACCUCCAUGAGCCGGCAGUGCUGCAUAACCUCAGAAUCCGCUUUGCAGAGUCCAAACUCAUCUACACCUACAGUGGAAUCAUCUUGGUGGCCAUGAACCCCUACAAGCAGCUGCCAAUCUAUGGGGACGCCAUCAUUCACGCCUACAGCGGCCAGAACAUGGGGGACAUGGACCCACACAUCUUCGCAGUCGCAGAGGAGGCCUACAAGCAGAUGGCCAGGAACAAUAGAAACCAGUCCAUCAUCGUGAGCGGGGAGUCUGGAGCUGGGAAGACAGUUUCUGCCCGCUAUGCCAUGAGGUACUUUGCCACAGUCAGCAAAUCCAGCAGCAAUGCCCAUGUGGAGGACAAAGUCCUGGCGUCCAAUCCCAUAACUGAGGCUGUUGGAAACGCCAAGACCACCCGAAAUGACAAUAGCAGCCGGUUUGGGAAGUACACAGAAAUCAGCUUCGAUGAGAGGCAUCAGAUCAUCGGUGCCAACAUGAGAACCUACCUCUUGGAGAAAUCCCGGGUCGUCUUCCAGUCAGAAAAUGAACGAAAUUACCACAUCUUCUACCAGCUCUGCGCAUCUGCUCAGCAGUCAGAAUUUAAGCAUCUUAAGCUGGGGAGUGCAGAAGAGUUCAACUACACGAGAAUGGGCGGCAACACCGUCAUCGAAGGUAUAAAUGACAGAGCUGACAUGGUGGAGACGCAGAAGACCUUCACACUGCUGGGUUUCAAGGAAGAUUUUCAGAUGGAUGUCUUCAAGAUUCUAGCUGCCAUCCUGCAUCUGGGUAAUGUGCAGGUCACCACCGUGGGCAAUGAGAAGUCUUCCAUCAGCGAGGAUGACAAUCACCUGAAGGUGUUCUGUGAGCUCUUGGGCCUGGAGACUAGCAAAAUGGCUCAGUGGCUAUGCAACAGGAAGAUUGUAACUACCUCAGAGACUGUGGUAAAGCCCAUGACCAGGCCCCAGGCCAUCAAUGCCAGGGACGCGCUGGCCAAAAAGAUCUAUGCUCACCUGUUCGACUUCAUUGUAGAGAGAAUCAACCAGGCCCUGCACUUCUCAGGCAAGCAGCACACUUUUAUUGGUGUUUUGGACAUUUAUGGUUUUGAGACCUUUGACGUGAACAGCUUUGAACAGUUCUGCAUCAAUUACGCUAACGAGAAGCUGCAGCAGCAGUUUAACCUGCACGUCUUUAAACUUGAGCAAGAGGAAUACAUGAAGGAAGACAUCCCUUGGACUCUGAUAGACUUCUAUGACAAUCAACCAGUUAUUGACCUGAUUGAAGCGAAAAUGGGCAUCUUGGAGCUGCUGGACGAAGAAUGCUUGUUGCCCCAUGGAAACGAUGAAAACUGGCUUCAAAAGCUGUAUAACAAUUUUGUCAACAAGAACUCUUUAUUCGAAAAGCCCAGAAUGUCAAACACGUCCUUCAUCAUCCAGCACUUUGCUGACAAGGUGGAGUACCAGUGCGAAGGGUUCCUGGAGAAGAACAGGGACACCGUCUAUGACACGCUGGUUGAAACCCUCAGGACAAGCAAGUUUCAUCUCUGUGCCGCCUUUUUUCAAGAAAGCCCUGUCCCGUCUUCUCCCUUUGGCGCGAUGAUCACGCUCAAAUCCGCGAAGCAAGUCAUCAAGCCAAACAGCAAGCACUUCCGGACCACAGUUGGGAACAAGUUCCGCAGCUCUCUGUGCUUGCUCAUGGAAACCCUCAACGCCACCACGCCCCACUACGUUCGGUGCAUCAAGCCUAAUGAUGAGAAACUGCCCUUUGAGUUUGACUCCAAACGGAUCGUCCAGCAGCUGCGAGCCUGCGGCGUUUUAGAAACCAUUCGCAUCAGCGCCCAGAGCUACCCGUCCAGGUGGACGUACCUCGAGUUCUACAGUCGCUAUGGCAUCCUUAUGAGCCAGCAGGAGCUGUCCCUCAGCGAUAAGAAGGAGGUGUGCAAGGUGGCUUUGCACAGGCUUAUCCAGGAUUCCAACCAGUACCAGUUUGGUAGAACCAAAAUUUUCUUCAGAGCAGGACAAGUGGCUUAUUUAGAGAAACUCCGCUUGGAUAAACUGAGGCAGGACUGCAUUAUGAUUCAAAAGCAUGUGCGGGGCUGGCUGCAGAGGAGGAAGUUCCUCCGAGAGAGACAAGCCGCCCUGACGAUCCAGCGGUACUUCCGGGGUCAGCAAACAGUGAGGAAAGCCAUCACUGCCACCGCCUUGAAGGAGGCCUGGGCUGCCAUCGUCCUGCAGAAGCAUUGCCGCAGGUACCUGGUCCGUAACCUGUACCAGCUGAUCCGGGUGGCCACCAUCACCAUCCAGGCCCACACUAGGGGCUUCCUGGCCAGGAGGCGGUACCGGAAGUUGCUGCAGGAGCACAAGGCAGUGAUCCUUCAGAAGUACGCAAGGGCGUGGCUGGCCCGGCGCAGAUUCCAGAACAUCCGCCGGUUCGUGCUCAACAUUCAGCUGACAUACAGGGUCCAGCGCCUGCAGAAGAAGCUGGAGGACCAGAACAGAGAGAACCACGGGCUGGUGGAAAAGCUAACCAGCCUGGCCUCCCUGCGGGCUGGUGACCUGGAAAAGGUCCAGAAGCUGGAGGCAGAGCUGGAGAGAGCAGCCACCCACCGACACAACUAUGAAGAGAAGGGCAGGAGAUACCGGGACUCCGUGGAAGAGAAGCUGUCCAGGCUGCAGAAACACAAUGCAGAGCUGCAGUCACAGAGGGAGCAGGCAGAGCAGAUGCUGCAAGACAAGACCGACGAGCUGAAAGAAAAAAUGGACAAGCUCACUCGGCAGCUGUUCGAGGACGUGCAGAAAGAGGAACAGCAGAGACUACUUCUUGAAAAGAGUUUCGAGCUGAAAACGGAAGCCUAUGAGAAGCAGAUAGAGUCGCUGAGAGAGGAAAUUAAAGCCCUCAAGGACGAGAGGACUCAGCUCCAUCGUCAGCUGGAGGAGGGGCGUCUCACCUCUGACAGCCUGAAGGGGGAGGUGGCUCGCCUGAGCAAGCAAGCAAAGACCAUUGCUGAGUUUGAGAAGGAGAUAGAGCUGCUUCAGGCACAGAAGAUAGAAGUGGAAAAACACGUGCAGUCGCAGAAGCGGGAAAUGAGAGAAAGGAUGUCAGAAGUCACCCAACAGCUCCUGGAGAGCUAUGACAUUGAAGACGUUAGAAGCAGGCUCUCUGUGGAAGAUCUGGAACACUUAAAUGAGGAUGGAGAACUUUGGUUUGCCUAUGAAGGACUAAAGAAAGCAACUCGUGUUCUGGAGAGCCAUUUCCAGUCUCAGAAGGACUGCUAUGAAAAAGAGAUUGAAGGUCUGAACUUCAAAGUCGUGCACCUGAGCCAAGAGAUCAACCACCUGCAGAAACUGUUCAGAGAAGAGACAGACAUCAAUGAAAGCAUCCGUCAUGAAGUCAGCAGGCUGACAUCAGAAAACAUGAUGAUCCCAGACUUUAAGCAGCAGAUUUCAGAGCUGGAGAGGCAGAAGCAGGAUCUUGAAUGCCGCCUGAAGGAGCAGGCUGAGAAGAUGGAAGGAAAGCUGGAAGAGCCGUUCAGCCACCUACCUCGAGUCCGAGAGGAGGAGGGAAUACAGGGCAAGGCCCUGGAAGCACACGGUGAAAUGCCUCCUGAAGGGAAAGAGGGGCUGAUGGGUAAGAUCCAAGAACUGCAGGAGGCCAGAGAGUUCCCGAAGAAGCAACCAGAAGCUGAGGGAGACGUCAAGAGUCCUCUCCAACAAGAGGCAUCUCGGCUGUCUUUGGAAAACAGGGAUCUUGAAGAAGAGUUAGACAUGAAGGACAGAAUGAUUAAAAAGCUACAGGAUCAAGUCAAGACUCUGACCAAGACAAUCGAAAAAGCCAACAAUGUGUACCUGCCCUCAGGACCCAAGGAGUACCUUGGAAUGCUGGAAUACAAGAAAGAAGAUGAGGCCAAGCUCAUUCAAAACCUCAUUCUUGACCUGAAGCCCCGAGGUGUGGUGGUGAACAUGAUCCCCGGGCUGCCAGCUCACAUCCUGUUCAUGUGUGUGCGAUACGCAGACUCCCUAAACGAUGCCAACAUGCUCAAAUCACUCAUGAACAGUGCCAUUAACGGCAUCAAGCACGUGGUGAAGGAACAUCUUGAAGAUUUGGAGAUGCUGUCCUUCUGGCUUUCCAACACUUGCCAUUUCCUCAACUGCCUGAAGCAGUACAGUGGAGAAGAGGAAUUCAUGAAGUAUAACAGCCCACAGCAGAAUAAGAACUGCUUGAACAAUUUUGAUCUUACAGAAUACAGGCAGAUUAUGAGUGAUGUGGCUAUACGGAUCUAUCAUCAGUUCAUCACUGUGAUGGCAAACAACAUCCAGCCCAUAAUAGUGCCAGGCAUGCUGGAGUACGAGAGCCUGCAGGGCAUUUCCGGCCUGAAGCCCACUGGUUUCCGGAAGCGCUCCUCCAGCAUCGACGACACAGACGCCUACACCAUGACGUCCGUCCUGCAGCAGCUGAGCUACUUCUACAGCACCAUGAGGCAGAACGGCCUGGACCCCGAGCUUGUGAGGCAGGCGGUCAAGCAGCUCUUCUACCUGAUAGGGGCCGUGACGCUCAACAGCCUCCUCCUGCGCAAGGACAUGUGCUCCUGCAGGAAAGGGAUGCAGAUCAGGUGCAAUAUCAGCUAUUUAGAAGAGUGGCUUAAAGAUAAGAAUUUGCAGAACAGUUUAGCCAAGGAGACCUUGGAGCCCCUCUCCCAGGCGGCCUGGUUACUCCAGGUCAAGAAGACCACAGACAGCGACGCCAAGGAGAUCUCAGAAUGCUGCACCUCCCUCUCCGCUGUGCAGAUCAUAAAGAUCCUUAAUUCAUACACGCCUAUCGAUGACUUCGAGAAGAGAGUCACUCCGUCCUUUGUCCGCAAAGUACAGGUCCUCCUGAAUAACCGGGGCGACUCAUCACAGCUGAUGCUGGACACCAAAUACCUUUUCCAAGUCACGUUUCCUUUCACCGCCUCACCGCACGCCCUGGAGAUGACCCAGAUCCCCAGCAGCUUCAAGCUCGGCUUUCUCCGGAGACUGUAGCAGGAAAGAAGAUGGCUGUGGGUUCCCUGGAGCCCUGAGGGCAGGUCCAGCAGAGGGACGUGGUUAUCCACCGAGCGGGGACUGUGUGGACUGCAGUUUGAGACUGUCUUCCAUGGAUGCUGUGCUGCCAACUGGGCUGGCAAAGGCUCUUGCUUCUGACCUCAGUGGUAUUGCUGCAGCUCCUAAAGGCUCAAUUUUGUUCCCGGUGCCUUUGUUUAUUCUGUUCCAUGACAGGGACCUCCCCUGACCCAGGAGUAAAAUAUGGGGGCCCCGUGGCUCUCCAAGUUUCUAAGGUUUCCCUGAAGUCCAGAGGCAUUUAUGAAGCCCCAGGUGAGUUCCACGCCUACAGCAUCCAGGAAAAAAUCCCACGUGGCCACUGGAACAAGGACUUUUUGCCCCAUCGAUGCUGGCAGGAAGAGCUUUUUAGCUCUUCUCACUAAAGACACCCUGGAGGAGAAAACAAUUCAUCCAAAUGCUUUAAUUUUUAAGAGAUUAUUCAGUCUGAGAGCUGAGCAUGGUGGCACAUACCUGUAAUCCCAGACUGAGACUCUAUCUCAGAAAAAAAAAAAAAAAAGAGGGAGAGCAUUUCAUGUAUAUAUCUAUUUAAAACAAAUUUACUAUUGAAGCUUACCUUUAUGCCAUUCAUCAUUUUUUUCUGAAUGUUUUAAAAACUGCACCAGCCAACAUAGCUGUUAUAAUCUCUCAUUUAAUAAUUUUUUUUUUUAAAAUAGAAUUCUUCCUUUUAAAAACUAGAUUUAUCUCUGGGGCCAGAGCUCCGUGAUAGAGCAGUUGGCCCUAGAGUUUGGCCCCAGCAGCACACAUACGCACACACGGUCAACGUAAGUUUAUCUAAUCAGUGUUCUAAUGUGCUUUUUAAAUUUUUUUCAUGAAAGAAAAUGAAGAUUUGGGAGAGUUCUCCCUUUUGAGAAAUCUGAUUUUCCCCCGUUUUAUAAGAACUGCCUACUCCUCUCCCCAAACUGUUGUCCUUCCCUUCAGAAUACUGAGCCUUUGAAGGGCACUCCUGCCCCAUAGCUGAGACCCAACUCUGCACCCCAUGGCCUGACCACCCGCUAGCCUGCCGGUCACAGGCGGUAGCUGUGACGUGGUCUCUGGGGAGACUGGGUGAUAGCUAAUCAGUGCCUCCUACACGCGGGCCCCGUCGCACCGAUGUCUGAUGCCUCUUCAAACUGUACCCAAAUGAUGGAAACAGAACGUUAGUAAUAAUACUUUAAUAAAAUAAAUUAUUGAGCAAA
Psammomys obesus (fat sand rat) is the source of this 6572-nucleotide messenger RNA. RefSeq names its product myosin VC (gene Myo5c). Gene Ontology annotation, molecular function: actin filament binding; microfilament motor activity; ATP binding. Gene Ontology annotation, cellular component: vesicle; actin cytoskeleton; cytoplasm. Lineage: Eukaryota; Metazoa; Chordata; Mammalia; Rodentia; Muridae. The transcript is spliced from 41 exons. The record is from RefSeq and is a predicted model, not a curated record. Gene Ontology annotation, biological process: actin filament organization; vesicle transport along actin filament. The coding region runs from base 91 to 5319 and encodes 1742 amino acids.